This is a messenger RNA of Penicillium coprophilum, 369 nucleotides long. Its product is annotated as 4a-hydroxytetrahydrobiopterin dehydratase. Gene Ontology annotation, biological process: tetrahydrobiopterin biosynthetic process. The coding region runs from base 1 to 369 and encodes 122 amino acids. NCBI's taxonomy places the organism in Eukaryota, Fungi, Ascomycota, Eurotiomycetes, Eurotiales, Aspergillaceae. Gene Ontology annotation, molecular function: 4-alpha-hydroxytetrahydrobiopterin dehydratase activity. The transcript is spliced from 3 exons. The record is from RefSeq and is a predicted model, not a curated record.
AUGACAUCCAGCGCGUUUCAGUUCGCCGAGGGCGAAGAUACGCAGCAACUUGCCCGAGAUGCCGAUGCUUUAUUGCAGCAGGGCUGGGCAAAGGAUGGAGACGGGAUGGGAAUUACCAAGACGUUUCAUUUUAAGAGUUAUUUCAAGGCUGUGGCAUUUGUUAAUAUGAUUGCGGCCGAGAGUGCGUCUAAGAAACAUCAUCCCACCAUGACAAUACGGAUUGGCUCAGUCGAUGUGCACUGGACGACCCAUCGCCCACGCGGAUUCACACAGAAAGAUGUUACAAUGGCGCAGCAUUGUGAUCAGGGUGCUGAUCUGAUGGGUGCUGUUGAUCCUGGUCAGGGACUCAAAUGUGGUCCAACUGUCUAG